Messenger RNA from Mucor mucedo, 972 nucleotides. RefSeq lists its product as uncharacterized. The record is from RefSeq and is a predicted model, not a curated record. Lineage: Eukaryota; Fungi; Mucoromycota; Mucoromycetes; Mucorales; Mucoraceae. The coding region runs from base 1 to 951 and encodes 316 amino acids. The transcript has 6 exons.
AUGCCCAAGCUUCGCAAAUGUCAUGUGGAAGUUCUAAAUGACUUGGUAAACUUUGGGACUUCUUUUGCACUUAGUAAUUCCCUUAUUUCUGAUAUAUACCAUGCCCAUGAACAAGAUCAAGCCAACUAUACCUCACUUCGUAAACACAAUAUAUUCGAUCAUACCAUCGCUCUCCUAAGACAUAAUGAUGUCGAAUCAUUUGUUCAGAAUAUAUGGGCAUCGAAGAUUGAAGGUUUAACGGAUAAAGCAGUAGCUCUGUUAAAUAUCAUACGAUAUACAUGGAUCUCGUUCCACCCUACACUCAAGAAUGGUCCUCUCUUGAGUGUAAUAAAAUCUUUCCUUGCUGUCUCAAAGAUCGUGGACUUUGUCGAAUGUAAGUGGUGUGAGACGCAAUUCACCUCCGGAAAGUACCUUGACUAUCGCAAAUCUGACUAUACCACUAAUUCAGUCAAGUACAAUGACGCUCUCGAUUACUUCAAAUUGUUUAAUAACAUGGAAGUCAUUAUUGUCGAAGCAUCAAGUGGGAAAAUCCAAGAGAGCACAGUACACACCAUUGAAGAUUGUCUCAAGCUGUUGGUGUGUGGCAUUUCAUCCUUGAGAAAAGAAGCAAUUUUAAACAAAAAUUCUUCCAUAGCGACUUUCAAGAAGCUUAAGGUUUUUGGUCUAAAAUCCAUCUUAAACCAAGUAGCUUUGUCUAAGCUGUACUUUAACAAUGUCACAAGAUGGAAUUCUGUUGAAAAACGAAUCGCCACACUUCCAUCUUCCUGGGAUAAUAUAAUCAUUCUUGUUAAAUAUUUAGAAUUGAUAGCCACCAUUUUCGAUGACAUUUGCGAUACUCAUCAUUUGCUACAAAAACUGAUGGAAGAAAACUUAGGGCUGAAUUCAGCCGAUAGUCGCUCAUUAAAAUCUAUGUUUGAGGAGCAAAUAAAUGUCAGGAUGUCAAGUUUAUGAUGUAAUUGACUUUUUUAGCGG